Molecule: messenger RNA, 3210 nt
Organism: Knipowitschia caucasica
Lineage: Eukaryota; Metazoa; Chordata; Actinopteri; Gobiiformes; Gobiidae
Source: the annotation of a GenBank genome assembly
AUGGAGGACCAGCUGGAGGACUUCCUGAAGAACCAGAAAGCUCGUGUGGCUGAGGACAGGGCCAGUCUGCAGGAGCCACCCUACAUGGUCAUGAGCAGACCUCAGAGGAGCUGCACCUCCACAGUGAAGGAGAACAUCCCCCCACCUCCUGCAGCAGAAGAGGAGGGGGCGGGUCUCCCUCUGGGUCUGGACUACGAGAAGAAGAAGCAAAGACUUCAACGAGAAUUGCGCUUGGACUACAGGCACUACAUCACACAGAAAUCGCAGAGAGACCUGGAGCCUCUCUCACUUUGUAACCGCACAAGAGUUUUCAAGUCUGCGCUGGUGCCUCAGCGUCCUCCGUCCUGCAGAGACGUGUCCACUCUCACAGAGAACAGCAGGGGGCAGGAGAGAGCUGACCCUCAGGAAGGAGCAGAGGAGGACCAGGUGCACCAGCAGGGGAGGUGCUGGAACACCAGGAGCGACACCAGGAGCGACACCAGGAGGGAGGUGCUGUUUGGCCGUCGCUCUAAAGCAGCAGUGAGGAGGUCCCCAGAGGAGGUCUGCACGGGCCUCAUCAUCGGAGCCGCUCUCACGGAGGAGGUGCUGCAGAAGAAGAAGGAGCGAUACAGGAGAGACCUCCAGGAGCAGAUGGCGGAGAAGGACCGGAGCAAGAGGAGAGAGCGGGAGCUGCAGCUGCAGACACCAGAGGAGGAUCCACUCAGACCAGUGGGAAAUCAGCGACAUCAGCGUCAGCAGCGAUACAAAGACGUUGCCGUGGAGACAGACUUUCCUUUGGCUCCUGUGGACAAGGCUGUUCCUGCUCCUCAGCGCCCCCCUGUGGCCUUCCAGAGCCCUGUCCUGGACUACAGCUCUGCCCUGUACCAGGGGAACCAGAACCCAGCUCUGUACCCCUCAAACCCACCCAGGCAAGUCACACUCAGGUCCUGCUCCAGUGCACAGUGUCUCCCCCUGCUGACUCAGGUCCUGCUCCAGUGCACAGUGUCACCCCCUGCUGGUCAGACUCAGGUCCUGCUCCAGUGCACAGUGUCACCCCCUGCUGGUCAGACUCAAGUCCUGCUCCAGUGCACAGUGUCUCCCCCUGCUGGUCAGACUCAGGUCCUGCUCCAGUGUACAGUGUCUCCCCCUGCUGGUCAGACUCAGGUCCUGCUCCAGUGUACAGUGUCACCCCCUGCUGGUCAGACUCAGGUCCUGCUCCAGUGCACAGUGUCACCCCCUGCUGGUCAGACUCAGGUCCUGCUCCAGUGUACAGUGUCUCCCCCUGCUGGUCAGACUCAGGUCCUGCUCCAGUGCACAGUGUCUCCCCCUGCUGGUCAGACUCAGGUCCUGCUCCAGUGCACAGUGUCACCCCCUGCUGGUCAGACUCAGGUCCUGCUCCAGUGCACAGUGUCUCCCCCUGCUGGUCAGACUCAGGUCCUGCUCCAGUGCACAGUGUCUCCCCCUGCUGGUCAGACUCAGGUCCUGCUCCAGUGUACAGUGUCACCCCCUGCUGGUCAGACUCAGGUCCUGCUCCAGUGCACAGUGUCUCCCCCUGCUGGUCAGACUCAGGUCCUGCUCCAGUGCACAGUGUCACCCCCUGCUGGUCAGACUCAGGUCCUGCUCCAGUGCACAGUGUCACCCCCUGCUGGUCAGACUCAGGUCCUGCUCCAGUGCACAGUGUCACCCCCUGCUGGUCAGACUCAGGUCCUGCUCCAGUGUACAGUGUCACCCCCUGCUGGUCAGACUCAAGUCCUGCUCCAGUGCACAGUGUCUCCCCCUGCUGGUCAGACUCAGGUCCUGCUCCAGUGCACAGUGUCACCCCCUGCUGGUCAGACUCAAGUCCUGCUCCAGUGCACAGUGUCUCCCCCUGCUGGUCAGACUCAGGUCCUGCUCCAGUGCACAGUGUCUCCCCCUGCUGGUCAGACUCAGGUCCUGCUCCAGUGCACAGUGUCUCCCCCUGCUGGUCAGACUCAGGUCCUGCUCCAGUGUACAGUGUCUCCCCCUGCUGGUCAGACUCAGGUCCUGCUCCAGUGUACAGUGUCUCCCCCUGCUGGUCAGACUCAGGUCCUGCUCCAGUGUACAGUGUCUCCCCCUGCUGGUCAGACUCAGGUCCUGCUCCAGUGCACAGUGUCUCCCCCUGCUGGUCAGACUCAGGUCCUGCUCCAGUGUACAGUGUCACCCCCUGCUGGUCAGACUCAGGUCCUGCUCCAGUGUACAGUGUCACCCCCUGCUGGUCAGACUCAGGUCCUGCUCCAGUGCACAGUGUCUCCCCCUGCUGGUCAGACUCAGGUCCUGCUCCAGUGUACAGUGUCACCCCCUGCUGGUCAGACUCAGGUCCUGCUCCAGUGCACAGUGUCUCCCCCUGCUGGUCAGACUCAGGUCCUGCUCCAGUGCACAGUGUCUCCCCCUGCUGGUCAGACUCAGGUCCUGCUCCAGUGCACAGUGUCACCCCCUGCUGGUCAGACUCAGGUCCUGCUCCAGUGCACAGUGUCACCCCCUGCUGGUCAGACUCAGGUCCUGCUCCAGUGCACAGUGUCUCCCCCUGCUGGUCAGACUCAGGUCCUGCUCCAGUGCACAGUGUCUCCCCCUGCUGGUCAGACUCAGGUCCUGCUCCAGUGCACAGUGUCUCCCCCUGCUGGUCAGACUCAGGUCCUGCUCCAGAUCCAGCUGCUUCCUCCCUCUGUGCCUGAGGUCUACACCGGUCCUCCUCAUCAUCAUCACUACUACAGCAGGACCUUGCAUCCGCACACGCCCUACUACCCGGGACACCUGCCGUACUGGGAUCUGCCACCAGGGGGCGCCGCCUCCAGUCACUAUGGAGACCGUAGUCCUCAGAGCCACCGCAGCGAGAGCAGCUUCCCCCCGGUUCAUCCUGACCUGACCUCCUCUGAGCACCUCCUCCCCUUGGACAAGAGCAGAUUGGCUCGUGAGCGUGUGCAGAGCUACAGAGACGCCCUCCAGAAGCAGAUCCAGGAGCAGCAGGAGCGCCGGCGGCAGGAGCAGGAGGAGGCGCAGAGGUAUGAGGCUCAGCUGGAGGAGGAGAUGAGGAGGCACCAGCCCUGGGGCCGAGGAGGAGGAGGUGCCCCACUGAAGGACAGCACAGGCAACGUCAUCGCCGACCUGAAGCGUCUGUGUCGUCUGAGCGAGGAUAUGCGCAGUCCUCCAAACCUGAAGGGGGCGCUGAGACGGGAGUCAGACCCCUGUGAGAGGGUCAACGCUGAGAAAAGCUGA